Molecule: messenger RNA, 2735 nt
Organism: Lates calcarifer (barramundi perch)
Lineage: Eukaryota; Metazoa; Chordata; Actinopteri; Centropomidae
Gene: crlf1a
Product: cytokine receptor-like factor 1a
Exons: 9
Coding region: 376-1560 (394 amino acids)
Biological process (GO): cytokine-mediated signaling pathway
Cellular component (GO): external side of plasma membrane
Molecular function (GO): protein binding; cytokine receptor activity
Source: RefSeq, a predicted model, not a curated record
AGAGAGAGGAGGGGCUUAAAAAGUAUGAACUUGUGUAUGAUUUAGCUGCAGGAAGCAUUAAGAAGGGAAAAGACUGCAAACAGGACGCGGUAGACUCACUCUUUUAGAGCUUUACUGAGGACGAGUCGCCUUAUGGCCUCUCGGAGUGGGACUUUUUCCACUGGGUCACACUUUUUCUAGUGCGCUCCUUCACUCCUGGUACUUGUCUUGUUAAUAAAAAUCCGGAGCAUUCAGCUUUGAACCCGUACUGGGGUUUCUUUUUUCUUUUUUUUUUUUAAGGCUGUGUGUAAUUUAUAUCCAGGAUCGAAUAAAAGGCGACAUCACAACAACACGAGGACGAGGAAUCAAGACAGAAAUAAACCGAAGUGGGGGAAAAUGAAAGCCGUCUUGGAUUUCUGCUUGAUUUUCCUCAUGCUGCACACUCCCGGCGUGCUGUCCUUGUCCACACAUGUAGCAAUCAUCUACCCCCAGGACCCUGUCCUGCGCAUGGGGUCCAACCUGACCGCCAGCUGCUGGGUCCACCCCGACCUCGGCGUCCACGCCAGCUCUCUGUUCUGGACGCUGAACGGCCAACAGUUGCCCAGCUCCCUCUACAGAGUGCUGAGCCCGACCAACCUCAGUGUGACGCUGGCCGGACUCAACGCGUCCAGGCAAACAUCUGGAGACAACCUGGUUUGUCACAACCACAAGGGACACAUCUUGGCCGGCUCCUGCCUCUACGUCGGGAUGCCUCCAGAGAAACCGGUCAAUCUGACCUGCUGGUCCAGGAACACCAAAGACCUGACUUGCAGCUGGGCUCCAGGAGGAAAAGGAGAAACCAACAUUAGUACCCAGUACACACUCAAGUACAAACUCAGGUGGUACGGUAAGGAGAAGGAGUGUGAGGAUUAUACUCAUACGCAGCCUUACUCCUGCAGCAUCACCCGGGACCUGCACCUCUUCACGCCCUAUGAAAUCUGGGUGGAGGCCUCCAACCAGCUGGGCAGGGCUACCUCUGAUGUCAUCACCCUUGACAUCUUAGACGUGGUGACCACAGACCCUCCGGCAGGUGUGACCGUGAGCCGUUUGGGUCAGUUGGAGGACCAGCUGAGCGUUCGCUGGGAUGCCCCGCCUGCCCUCAAAGACUUCCUGUUUCAGGCCAAAUACCAGAUCCGCUACAGACUGGAGGACAGCCAAGACUGGAAGGUGAUGGAUGACGUCGGGAACCAGACUUCUUGCAGACUGGCUGGACUGAGACCUGGAACUGUGUAUUUCGUCCAGGUCCGCUGUAACCCUGUGGGCAUCUAUGGCUCUCGCAAAGCUGGGAUCUGGAGCGAGUGGAGCCAUCCCACUGCUGCAUCCACACCCCACAGUGAGCGGCUGAUGUCGGGCUCCUGCGAUUCCAAGUCCAGCGGGGACUCCAACUCCACCCUGCGCAGGGAGCUGAAGCAGUUCUUCGGCUGGGUGCGGAAACACGCCUACGGCUGCAGCAGCAUGUCCAUGAAGCUGUACGACCAGUGGAGAGUGCUGAUGCAGAAAUCCCACAAAGCUCGCAACCAGGUAGGUUCUCCAAGGGGAUAAGUCCUAGCACAUGCUGCGUUUAAAGGUCAAGAAAAGAACUGAGCGAGUGUGAUUUGUGUUUUUGUCUCUGUGUGUAUGAGAAAUGAGAAAGAGAUUGUAUUCGUAUAUGGGAAUUAUAGAGACAAUUUGUUCUGGAUGUUUUGUGCGGAUACCAGCAGCAGACGAGAGAGGACAUCCGAAGAAAAACGAUGGGAUUUUCUUUCCUUUAAGCAUCUUUUCCAGUCAACACGAGCGCUGGUUUUGCCUGAAAAGUUGCAACCGGGAAGGAGGUGGACUUGUCACAAACGUCCAUCUUGGUGUCGCAUGGAUGACUCUGCUUUCACAAAGGACAUUGUAGCAUGAAUAACUCGGACAAUAAAGGCGUUAAGACAUGUACCUGCUCUAAAUGUGCACAGAGGUGGUCAAAACAGAUUCAAGCAAAACAGAAGUGUUGCCAAAAGCAUCUGAAAGUAUUCUGUGACCUUUUUUAGGUUUCUCCUGUGGAUUCAAAGCACCAUCUAGUGGCUGUUCAGCAUCCAUGGAUACUCCACAAUCAAAGCUUUUCACUGUGUGGUCCGUGAUGUAAAAAGAAAAAAAAGUAACAAAUUAUCAUUCAGUAUUUCUAAUUGAUGCUUUGUUAUGUAAGUGGAUAAUGUGCCAAACUGCUUCACCCAGGAUUCCUCUGUUUCUGAGUGACAGUACGUGACUGAUGAUGGUGUUUGUGUAUGGAAACGUUUCACUGCCUUUAUUUUUGUACUGAAUUGUACCAGCAUAUUUAAAACUGUAUAAAGUUAUGUUUUAUUUCUUAAGUUAUGUUUAGUUAGUAAAGAAAAUAUCAAUGACUGAAGCUGUUAUCGAUCUCUAAUGUUGCUCUAUAAAAAUGCUGUCAGAAAAAGAAGAGUUUGGAAAUGACUUGUAUGCAAUCCAAACUUGGCUAAAAAGACCAAAUAUGAUAAUAUGGAUACCAAGUAGCAUUUUCUCUUCAUUUCAUCCUCCUGAAAUAAGAAGAAUGCAUGAUAUAAUACGUGUGAUUUAGGUCUAGAUGUAGAAGAGAAACAAGGGACGUCUACUCAGUAUAUCUGCUGUGUUAAACAUCCUGUAUUAAGUCUUUAUUUUGUGUAGUAAGAGUAGUAAAACAUUGCAGAUUUUGUAAUGUCAUCCCUGAAAAGACCAGAAAAUGCUUAUUUUAACAGUCA